Sorghum bicolor (sorghum) is the source of this 1933-nucleotide messenger RNA. RefSeq names its product protein AUXIN RESPONSE 4. The record is from RefSeq and is a predicted model, not a curated record. The transcript is spliced from 2 exons. Bases 250 to 1494 code for a protein of 414 amino acids. NCBI's taxonomy places the organism in Eukaryota, Viridiplantae, Streptophyta, Magnoliopsida, Poales, Poaceae.
GCUGAAUAAUUCAUUUCCCAAAUUGCAGAAGGUUCAUAGCUCCAAAUUUCCAAUGCCCAGUUCUCACUGCACGUGGGCCGGCAACCACAGCAGUCCGCAAUCAGCAGCCAGCACGCGCAGAUACCCCAGCCAGCGUACAAAGGUUUUUCACAAGCAAAGCACCGAGCAGCUUUCCACGCUUCCCAGUUCCCAGUGCCCACUCCACUCUCCCAUCCUCACGCACCGCCGGCGAGCAAACCGAGCCCAGCAAUGCCGGCGACAGAUCCCCCCGUCGCCGUCACCGACGCGGCGCCCGACGUGGGCGCGCCUCCCCGACGACCAUCUUCUCCUCCUCCGCCGCCGCCGCCGGCACCCCGGCCCCUCUCCCUCGCGUCCGCGCUCCCCUUCUGGUUCUACCUCGCUGCCGCCGUCUCCCUCCUCGCGCUCCUCCUCCCCCACCUCCUGCCUCCAUCCUCCUCCUCCCCUCUUCCGCCUCUCCUCCGCGAACACCUCGCCGCAGGCCGCGUCCUCAAGCUCGAUCCCGCCCCCGGCCUCUUCGCCGUCACCUCCCGCCCCUCCGCCGCCGGCUCCCCCGCCGCGCACCGCGUCCUCGUCCUCCCGGGCCUCGCCGCGGGGUCCCUGUCCUUCCGCCGCGUCCUCUCCUCGCUCUCCUCCCGCGGCGUCCACGCCACGGCGCUCGACCUCCCCGGCCAGGGCCUCUCCCCAGCUCUCCCCGCCGCGCCCGCGCCCGCGCGGACCAGCGCGCUCCGGGAGAUCAUGGACCGCGGCAUCUUCCACGCCUUCGAGCACCUCGUGCAGACGGGCGAGGUCCCGUACCAAGAGGAGGAGGCGGCGGCGCCAGCCGCCGCCGCCCAGAGGUCGCCGCACGCGCCCGACGAGGCGGCCGCGGCCGUCGCGCGCGCCGCGGAGGCGCUCGGCCUCGGCGUGGCCCCCGUCCACCUCGUGCUCCACGACUCCGCGCUCGCGGCCGGGGCCGCGUUCGCGUCGGCGCACCCGGGGGCCGUGCGGAGCGUGACGCUGGUCGACGCCGCCGCGUCGCUGCCGGCGUUCCCUGCCGCGGUCUUCGACGUGCCCGUGCUGGGGAGGCUGGUGCUCCGGGUGCCGGCGCUGUUCCGCGGCCUGCUGCGGCUGUGCUGCGCCCGGGGGGUUGGCGCCGAGGAGGCAGAGGCGUACCGGGCAGCGAUGCGGGGGGAGGGGAAGGCUGAGGGGGUGGUCGAGGCAUGGAAGGCGAUGAACCACAGCUUUCAGCUUGGGGAGUGGAGGGGUUCUUCGGAGGAGGUGAGGAGGCUGCCAAUGCUGGUGCUGUGGUCGGGUUCUUGGUCAGACAUGUGGAUCGACGAGGGGAAGAAAGUGGCGGCUGCGUUGCCUGAUGCCAGAUUUGUCUACCAUUCCGGCGGCCGAUGGCCUCAGGUCGACGCCUUUGAGGAAAUCUCAGGGCUGAUAACCGAGUUUGUAACCUCAUCUGAAGCAGCAGCAGGUGGUCACAAUGAGUAGCCCUCUGUAUGACGCCCUAUGAGUUCACGACCUUGGUGAAAGAUCAAGAUCCUAGUUUCGAAAAUGCCAUAUAUAUGUGCACACAUAUGGUUCGAUCAAACAAGAUUGCUCUGCCUUUUACAAAUUGGUAGCUCCUGCUGCCAGCAUGAAACACUUACAGAAGUGCAGUUAUCAAGUUCAUGUAAGGAUAUACUCCUUUGAGGAUCGUUGAGCAAAUCUAACCUGGAGCAGCUUCAGAUCUUUUAGUUGGUGCGUGACAAGUGCAGCUUGAGAUUUUUGUUCCUGCAGAGUUUCUGCUUACAGCGUGUGUACUGAGUUCUUACACUAGCGUGUUUUGUACUUUGUUGCUAAAUGGGGUGCUUGUUGUCUUGCUUGAAUUGUAAGGCCUUGUUUAUAGUUCGUGGGUAAAAAAUUUUUAGGUGUCACGUCGGUUGUUUUA